Letharia columbiana is the source of this 1146-nucleotide messenger RNA. RefSeq lists its product as uncharacterized. The record is from RefSeq and is a predicted model, not a curated record. The transcript has 5 exons. NCBI's taxonomy places the organism in Eukaryota, Fungi, Ascomycota, Lecanoromycetes, Lecanorales, Parmeliaceae. The coding region runs from base 1 to 1146 and encodes 381 amino acids.
AUGUCGACUGGUGCUGCUGCAGCACCGAGUGCGCCUCCAAAGAUCGGCCAGACAUCCUUCCAGAUUGCCAUUGGUUUCCUGCUCGGCAUAGCAUUGAUCGUAGCAACUGGCAGAACAGUCAUCCGCGCCCGCACAUACAAGUCUCGUGGCUUCACUGUCGAUGAUGGCUUCUUCCUGCUCGCCGUAAUCACCUUCCUGGCCGGCACCGUGAUGACCUACGUCGACGUACCACACUUCUACUCAGAGGAACUUGUGGAAGCCGGCUUGGAAUCUGCCCCUGCAAACUUCAUCUCGUCCCUCAUAUUGGGCGAGAAGCUGGAGGACGCUGUCACGUCGCUCCUGGGAGUUGCCAUUGUCAGCGUCAAGUUCUCCUUCUUGUUCUUUUUCCGAGCCCUUCUCCGGCAGCAAAAGAAGAUGAUGGUCUGGUGGUGGUGCAUCUUUGCCAUACUCAUUCCUACUGCUUUCGUCAUGAUCUUUGCUAUCUUCAUCGUGUGUGCCUACUGGAACCAGGAAAUCUUCGUCAAAUGCGUGACACCAGCGGCUCAUCAGAGGCAGAAUGGUGUGCUCAAAGCCAUCACAAUCCUGGACAUUGUUACGGACGCUUUCCUCAUCUCAGUCCCAGUCCUCCUCCUCUGGAAUGUUCGAAUCAGCAUCCGCCGUAAACUCGCCCUGUGCGGCAUUCUCUGUCUCAGUGUCUGCACAAUGAUCGUCUCCAUCAUCAAGGUCGCUGGCGCAAACACCAGCACUGGCGGAGUCGACUCCUCAUGGGUUCUACUGUGGUACGAGAUAGAAGCUGCCGUUGCGAUUAUCGUGGUAUCUUUUACAGCAUUCAGAGCCCUGUUCGUCGCACACCAAGCACUGAAGUACCGGACCCCGGCUGAGGACACCUCUACGUCGUGGAACUUAUGGAGAAGGAAUACUAAGGGCUCGAGAAGUAAGGAGCUGCCAGAGAUACCGUCGCAGGUGCUGGGGGGUGUGAGGACGCACAUACGGCGAUCUCGGUACGGCGAAGGAAGCUUUGAUAACCGAGGGGACGAUAUAGAACUGCCAUUGCAUGGGCCGGGUAUCAUAGUGACGCAGAGAAUCCAUUCCGAGAAGACACCCCGCCAGCCAACCACGAGACCUUCCGCCGAGUCUUUUGUGUGA